AUGGAUUCAUGUACGAGGUCAACAUCACAGUCAACAAACAGCUGUAAGAGUGAGGAGUACAACAAGAGCCAUGGAACUAUCACCAGUCCUGACUACCCAGCACCCUACCCUACCAACUUCUGUAAGGACUGGUUCAUCACUGGCAACGCCAAUGACAUCAUUACAAUCAGUUUUAAGAUGUUUGAUGUCGAGACUGGUGUACUGGGAUCCUGUGAUCGUGAUUUCCUGGAGAUUGGUCCAGACCCUAAGAUGAGAAUAUGUGGUAAUAUAAGCAGCAUCCCGAGGGUUUAUAUUUCUAAAACAAAGCAUGUUCGAAUACAUUUCAACUCUGACUAUAUGACAACAGGAGCUGGUUUUGAGCUUAUGUAUAUCAUGGGUCCACUGUACACCCAGAAGUGUGAACAAGACAAGUUCCGCUGUAACAUUGGAAAGUGUAUAUUUGAGGAGUGGAAGUGUAACGGUGUAGCUGAAUGUGAGGAUCACAGUGAUGAAACAAGCUGUCCACAAGUAACCCACACAACAAUACCUCCCACUACACAGACCUGUACCAACAACAGUCUGUUGUGUCAGGACAUGGGCACAGGUAGGAACCGCUGUAUUCCAAAGGCCCAAUGGUGUGAUGGUGAAAAGAAUUGUCUGUAUGGGGAAGAUGAAGAGAGAAAACUUUGUCCUUCUUUCAAAUGCAAUAGUCACAUUGACAGUCAGACAGGGUUUGUGAUAUCCCCCAACUUUCCCUUUGAUUACCCCAACAACCUCAGUUGUAUCUGGACAAUCCAUGUACAGGACACAUCAGCACAAGUACAAUUACGAUUUGUUAAAUUUGAACUCCAAAAGGAGGCUGGGACAGACUCCCUAACAGUGUACGAUGGAACAUAUCAUGAGGGAAAGGUCAUUGGUGUAUACUAUGGUGGACUGGAAAAUGUUCCGAAAAUGGUGGAAUCCACUACUGAUUAUAUCACCUUGAAGUUCCAAACAAACCAUGUGCGGGCAGAAAGUGGUUUUAAUAUUACAUUCCAAAAGAAAGGUGUAUGCCUACCAGAUCAAGCCUCAUGUGGUUCCACAGAGAAAGACUGUUACCCUAUAGAUAAAGCUUGUGACGGGAUGUGGAAUUGUCGCCUACAUGGAGGAGACGAGAAGGGGUGUGGUAUCUGUGACAAGGAUCAUUUCCGUUGUGGUUUAAAAGACAGUCACCAAUGUUAUGAGGAGAAGCAGAGAUGUAAUGGAAUCUCACGAUGUGCAGAGCUUGAAGAUGAACUUAAUUGUAAUCCUGUGUUAUGUGGCUCUCAUAAUGGAACAUUUCUCUGUGAUAACAAGAGGUGUAUCUAUGAGACUUGGAAAUGUGAUAAAACAAAUGACUGUGGUGACAACAGUGACGAAAUAAAUUGUCCACGAAGUACCAAUCUGAUCACCAUAGCAGCGGUGGCAGGCUCACUGAUCUGUGCCCUCUUGUUGGUCGUAGCCAUGGGAUGUACUUGUAAGCUCUACAAUCUCCGAAUGCAGCAGUUCCAUGGACCACGACACGAGACACCACUCACACGAAUGUAUGCAGAGUUCAUGAGAAGAAGAGCACCGCCACCUUAUCACGAGGCCAUGUUAACAUCACGGCCUUAUGACGAGGUGCGACAGGAGCUUGCUGAACAAACCAACCAGAAUGAAACAUCAGGAUCUCGUUCAAGACGUCAUCGGCGGCGAACAGCACGUUUAGCCCGCCAACAGCAGUUAGCAUCUUACAACACUGCAGGUCAUUCUGGGGAACAAAAUGAUAGCUGCCCAACUGAAUCAGCCAGCAAUUCACAAUCAGGGGAAAACACAAUAUCAGGUGAAAGUUCACAGACUAUAGAUAAUUCAAAUUUGACAUGGAACACAGACUCCCAUUCGUCAACUCUGGCCCUCGUUCCUGACAGUAGUGAUACAACAGAAGGACCUGACGAUUCUGGAGAGGACAGUGAUCAGCAAGAUGGUGAACAUGUCAGUUUCUCACAUGAUAUAGACAUAACAGCAAGAUGGAGGCGCCAAAGGAAUUCUGGGAAAGAAGAUAGUGGUAGUGAGUGUCAAACUCUUCUUCAGGAUGAUCCUCCAGACUCACCACACUCUGUAGGCAGAGGAAGUGGUGAUGUAACUACGACAUCCUGUGACAGUGCUGACCCGUCUUCCGUUAUCACAGUGGGAAAUCUCGGUGAUAGUGACAAUGAAUCUAAUAAAUCCUGUGAUACUGAAAUGUUGGGUGCUUCAUCUUCGUUGCUCUGUCAAAGUGAAAAUCUCAUUUCUUUCACUGAUCCAGACGUAGGCGAAGCCCAACAGGAGACCAGUGAAUCUUCAAGUGAUACUGACGCUGUAACCAUUGGUGAAAGUUCAUCUCCUUCAGAAAUGUUUUGAUUUCUACCUAUGGUAGGUGGCAUGCUUAAUAUUUGUGCCACUCUCCCUGGAUAUAGAACCAUGUUGUAGACAUUAUCCCAAGACUCUCACGUUCAUACAACAUCUAAUUAUAGAUGAUUAUGAUACAAACACCUAAUAACAUGAUGAUUUUGUAUAUUCUGACACUAUUGUGAUGUUUUUUCUAAGAAAGUGAUAUUUUCUUUAAUGAGAUAUAGUGUUGAAAUGUGUGGUAAUGAUCGCCCUUGCAUAACAACACUUUGAUGUUUUGACAUAUUCAGGUUUGGAAAAACGAGAGUCAAAUAGAUCCCAGAUUUGAUUCCUUUUUAUUGAAAAAUCAAUAGUAAUGAUACCAGGUAUACAGUGUAAUAUGUCAUCACAUUUUCCCAUUUCCCUCAUAUAAGUGAAACCAGUGCUUUCCUUUGAUUAGUUCUUAAGUAUACUUAUGCAUUAAACAUGCUAGAAAAAUAUAUAUUUUGUCACAAGAAAAAAAAUUAAUAU
This is a messenger RNA of Ylistrum balloti, 2874 nucleotides long. Its product is annotated as low-density lipoprotein receptor-related protein 12-like. Lineage: Eukaryota; Metazoa; Mollusca; Bivalvia; Pectinida; Pectinidae. The record is from RefSeq and is a predicted model, not a curated record. Gene Ontology annotation, molecular function: protein binding. Bases 1 to 2376 code for a protein of 791 amino acids. The transcript has 10 exons.